Malurus melanocephalus (red-backed fairy wren) is the source of this 2044-nucleotide messenger RNA. RefSeq names its product eukaryotic translation initiation factor 2B subunit delta (gene EIF2B4). NCBI's taxonomy places the organism in Eukaryota, Metazoa, Chordata, Aves, Passeriformes, Maluridae. The coding region runs from base 1 to 1602 and encodes 533 amino acids. The record is from RefSeq and is a predicted model, not a curated record. The transcript has 12 exons.
AUGACGGUGGGCUCAGAGCUCCCCGCCCGCCCGGCCGCGGUCCUGAUCCUGAUCCUGGUCCUGAUCCUGAUCCUGAUCCUGGUCCUGAUCCUGAGCCGGGGCUGGGUGCCGGGGCCGGGGCCGCCUGACGCUGUGUGCCCACAGGGCCCGGAGCUUUCCCGGGAGGAGAAGCUGCAGCUGCGGAAGGAGAAAAAGCAGCAGAAGAAGAAGAAGAGGAGCGAGAAGGGGCCGUCGGCCGAGCCCCCGGAGCUGGGUGCAGCCCCCGAGCCGGGUGCUGCUCAGCCUGCAACCCCCUCAGCCUCUGCUGAUGGCCCCGGCGAUGGCGAGAAACCCGCGGGGGGCAAGAGCAAAGCAGAGCUGCGAGCAGAGCGCCGGGCCAAGCAGGAGGCUGAGCGGGCCCAGAAGCUGGCCAGGAAGGCAGAGCUGAGCCAGGCAGCCACAGCGACCAAGCCCCGGCAAAGCCCCACCGAGCCCCAGUCCAUGGUGAAGCGGCUGCCGGAGCACGUACAAGUGGAUGACCCCAGUGCCCAGAGGAAGUUGGCCAAGAAGCUGGAGCGGCAGCAGGUCCCUCUGAGGCAGGACUAUGGCACCAAGGUUAACCUGUUCUCCCACCUUCACCAGUACAGCCGGAAGAAGCCGCUGACGCAGCAGAUGAGCAUCCCCUCCACAGUGAUCCACCCGGCAGUGGUGCGCCUUGGSCUCCAGUACUCCCAGGGCAUCAUCAAUGGCUCCAACGCCCGCUGCAUUGCGCUGCUGGAAGUCUUCAAACAGCUGAUCCGGGAUUACUCCACUCCCCCCAAUGAGGAGCUGUCACGGGACUUGGUGGCCAAACUGAAGCCACACAUCAGUUUCCUGAACCAGUGCCGGCCACUCUCAGCCAGCAUGGGCAACGCCAUCAAGUUUCUCAAGAAGGAGAUUUCCUGCCUGCCUGACACCCUGAGAGAGGAGGAGGCAAAGGAGAAGCUCCAGGACAUCAUUGACAAAUACCUGCGAGAGAAGAUUGUCCUGGCAGCUGAAGCCAUCUCAAGGUCUGCCUUUGAAAAGAUCAAUGACCACGAUGUGAUCCUGGUGUAUGGAUGUAAGAAGGGCCGUGCGUUCCGUGUGAUCGUGGUGGACAGCCGGCCGCGCCUGGAGGGRCGGGAGACGCUGCGCCGCCUGGUCCGGAAGGGAAUCCACUGCACCUACGUGAUGAUCAACGCCAUCUCCUACGUGCUGCCUGAGGUGUCCAAAGUGCUGCUGGGAGCCCACGCGCUCCUGGCCAAUGGCUCUGUCAUGUCCCGGGUGGGGACGUCGCAGAUUGCACUGGUCUCCAAGGCCUACAAUGUGCCUGUCCUGGUCUGCUGCGAGACCUACAAGUUCUGCGAGCGGGUGCAGACAGAUUCUUUUGUCUCUAACGAGCUGGAUGACCCUGAUGACCUCAUUGUGCUCCGGAAGGGCCAGGCCCAGCUUGGGGACUGGGCAGAAAACAAGUCCCUGCGCCUUCUUAACCUGGUCUAUGAUGUGACACCCCCAGACCUGGUGGAUUUAGUCAUCACAGACUUGGGCAUGAUCCCCUGCACCUCAGUGCCUGUGGUUCUGCGUGUCAAAAAUGUGGAUCAGUAGUCGGACCAGCUGCACAGACGUUAAUAAACCAGGCCCCCAGUACCCCGCUUGUACCAUCUGUGGUGUGGCAGAGCCCUGACACCUGUGUCAUCCAUGUCACACUGGCACAGCUCUGCCCCUUCUUUAGGGCCUGCUGRUCCCAGACCCUCUCCUCCCACUCCAGGCCUGCAGCAGGGAUGGGUCUCCCCUAUUCUUAGGCUGCUCCUCUGGAAAGGUGUCGUGAUGGCCCCUGGCUUACCCUGCUGGGAGCUUUGGUGACACUCAGGCUGUCCCCAGAGCUGGGCUGGUGGGGGAGAGCCUCAGUCCCUCUGGCUGUGGCUUCUGGCACCAGCCCCAGAGAGGGCCCUUAUUUUGGGGGGCUGGCCGGGCAGCGGGCGGUGCCCGGGACAGUGAGGCUGUGGGGAAGCUCCACCGGUGCCCCAUGGCCGGAGCGGGACCAGCG